Messenger RNA from Schistocerca serialis cubense, 2574 nucleotides. Its product is annotated as transmembrane protein 268. The record is from RefSeq and is a predicted model, not a curated record. The coding region runs from base 215 to 1645 and encodes 476 amino acids. The transcript is spliced from 8 exons. NCBI's taxonomy places the organism in Eukaryota, Metazoa, Arthropoda, Insecta, Orthoptera, Acrididae.
CGUAGUCGUAUGCGCUACUCGUAUGUGUUGUGUGGGAGUGGUGUUAAAAGUGGGAAUUUGACAGCAGAGUCAGUUACUAGUAUGUGAUGGAACUUUGUGAUCGUCCCUUGUCAGUAAACGAAGCCGCGUACAUAAUUUUUCAUUAGUCCCCAAAGAAAUAGUGUUAGCGCUGUCUGCUAAUUUCGUCAACCUGUCAGAUGCCGAAGAGUUGAGAAUGAGUACAGAUGACGCCUCACAGUUCCCUAAGGUUUCCGAGGGAAAUUCCAAAAAAUGGGUGUCGUUCGAAGAGGAAGAACAAGAAAAAAUGGACAAAGAAAUGAGCAAAGUGGCACCAAAAGUACCUUUACCCGUCACUAAUGAAGACGCAGACGACGAAUACCAUGGCGCUAUUAUCAAUCCAGAAACAGUGCAUGUGAAUCUCGACCGAAGCUUGAGCAGAUCCGUUUCGCCGGAAAAGCUUCCAGAACCACCAAAAAGGAAAGUUAUAAAACCUUCGCCGAGCGAGGCAUCAGAAUAUAGCGGUACAGUUAUGGGCUCUGAAUCUGUCCACCUCAACAUAGAUAAAACAUCAUACAGUCGAGUUUCAGCAGAAGAAGCUGAUAAAAGGAGCAGUGUGCCAGCGACGAAAGCAAACAGUACAGAAGUGACACUUCGUACUGUAGACCUGAGGGACGUCAGUAAUGGCACUCAUGCUGCUAGUAACAGAGGACCGUCGAUCAAUAGUGCAAUUAUUAGACAAGGAUUUGCUAAUGGGGACAUAAUUGUAACACUGCUUCCAGUCAAUACAAAAUGGCCAUGGAUUACACCAGCUAAAUUUCGACCGGAAUUAGUACCUGAGGAACUCAUGGCUCAAGGUUUAACACUAACAGUAGAAGAUUAUGUUCAUGUGAUGGAAAUACUGACAAAUGAUUUUAGGUUCAACAUUUACAAUAUAUGCUACAAACGCAUUCUUGUAGCCUGGAUAUUUACAGCAUUUGUUGUCCUACUUGGUCUUCUGUUUUCUGGGGUGACUGGUUUGACACUAUUUGGACUCGGUGUUAUGUGGCUCAUCCUGAAUGCUUUAGCAAUUUUUUUCUGUAUGUGGGUGAAAAUUAGGUUAAACCAUAACUUGGAGCGCUGUAUGGCACAAGUAAACAAGCACUUACUGAAGCACAGAAUCAUCCUGGGACUUGAUGAUAGAGGAAAGUUGUCUUGCCAUAAAGUGAAUUUAUGCUUCAUUUACUUUGAUGCUGUUGAUUGCAUUAAAAAACUUCAAGAAGUAAUAGAAAGGGAGGAACGUGAAGGCCGUCCUGUAAACAGAGAGGAAACUGUUGAAGAGCGUAGACAGAGACAACAAUUUCAGCUGAGAAUGGACAUAGAAGAUCAUGACAUUAUUAUUCAGGGAAGCAACACAACAAGAGUGUCUCGGAAACAGGAACGUGCUGAGAUGGUUUUCCUUCGCUACUCACACCGAUGGGCUAAAGAAUUUGUCCGCAAACAUCUUGAGCUGUCAGUGGAUGGAGCAGGGCAUGGGGGCUUCCCCUCUGCACCUCCUCGACAUUGCAUUACCUCUCGGUGCCCUUGUCAAUUCAUAGAGGAGCACCUCAAAUAUAAACCACGAGCUGUUUAUCAAAAGCCACGGGUGGCUUUAGUGGAAACAUUUUGAUCAGUUAUUAUCCUUGCAGCAUCUGUGCUCUGAUGGUUGAUCGACAAUUUGAGUUCAAUUAUUAGAUGGUCCUCUUGCAGUCGUGCAGCAGUCACACCAUAAAAUAAUUUUCCAGUUUGUUAUCUUUCAUGGGGAAUAUUGUAAGAAGAUAAUGCCUCACAUUUUGUGAGUAAUUUAAUGGGUGAACAAAAGUUAUAUAUAUUUUAGAAACUGGUGCUUGAACCUCGCAAGGGACUACAUCAGUGAACAGGUUUUUCUUUUGUUAUCGUGCUCUGCUCAGAAACAUACUGAAUGUGUUGUAAUUUCAUGAUGAGCAGAACAGUUAAAAAGGGACAUUCUGUGAUAGGCUUCCAUUAACUGUUAAUAAAACCAUUUUCUUUAAUGUUAGAUUUCAGAUUUUUAUCUCAUUUUUUUAUAGUUGUGAAAAGUGUUACUAAUCAAUGCGUGAUGUGUUUGAUUCUGGUAUGAACAUUAUGGUGAACUGUCUGGGGUGCUUAUUUAUAUAAAAAAUAGAAAGAAAGCAAAACAAAUGAGGAAAAGAGCUAGAGAAUAAUACUUGAACAAUUUUAUUUUGAGCACAACUCAAUUCCGUCCUAAAUGCAUUUACUGCUCAUUCAUUUUCUUGUAACCAUUAAUUAAUAUUACCACAUUGUACGUGAUCCUGUAUGUACUAUGUCUUAUGAUGUAAAAUAUUAAAUAUUUUUAUUUUUAAUACACUUUUUCACUCAUAAUGUGCCUUGUGUAGACAUAAUGUUACUGAAUGCAGCAUUGUAAAUUAGUGUUUUAAAUAUAAAAUCUACUCAUCCAAAUUAUGCAAAAAUGAAUUAAGUAAAUAAAUGAACUUUAAUUAGUGUUCAUGUAGCACACUCAUCUGAAAUUUGUUGAUCAGGUUUAGAGUUUUCAACAAUUAAUUCCAGUUUUGGCAUUUU